Ipomoea triloba (trilobed morning glory) is the source of this 1663-nucleotide messenger RNA. RefSeq names its product serine racemase. Gene Ontology annotation, biological process: pyruvate biosynthetic process; L-serine metabolic process; D-serine biosynthetic process. Bases 139 to 1143 code for a protein of 334 amino acids. The record is from RefSeq and is a predicted model, not a curated record. Gene Ontology annotation, molecular function: threonine racemase activity; magnesium ion binding; D-serine ammonia-lyase activity. The transcript is spliced from 7 exons. NCBI's taxonomy places the organism in Eukaryota, Viridiplantae, Streptophyta, Magnoliopsida, Solanales, Convolvulaceae.
UUAAUUCUAAAAAUACAAACAAAACAAAUGCCAACAACAUAGGAUUGCGCUUCAAUCGCCGGCGGAAUAGGAUUCUUCAGUCUUCACUGAAUCAACCCUUCCAAGAUUCAACUGCUCCUGCUGCUAUAUCACUAUAAGAUGGAAGAGAAAAGCGAAAUAUCCAGCCAUGAAUAUGCUGCUAACAUUUCUACCAUAAGAGAUGCCGAAAAACGAAUCAGGCCUUUUGUGCACAAAACCCCUGUCCUGACAUCAGAAACCUUAAAUUCUCUUGCUGGAAGAAAGUUGCACUUUAAAUGUGAAAGCUUUCAGAAGGGUGGAGCCUUCAAGUUUAGAGGGGCCUGCAAUGCUGUGUUUUCACUCGAUGAUGCUCAGGCAGCUAAAGGGGUUGUUACUCAUAGCAGCGGCAAUCAUGCUGCAGCUCUUGCUUUGGCUGCAAAACUACGGGGGAUCCCUGCGUAUAUAGUUAUACCAAAAAAUGCUCCAAAGUGCAAGGUUGAGAACGUGAUUCGCCAUGGCGGCCAAGUUAUUUGGAGUGAGCCGCAUGUGAAGUCCAGAGAGGAUGUCGCUGCUAAGGUAUUGCAAGAUACCGGUUCUGUCCUUAUUCAUCCAUAUAAUGAUGGGCGCAUCAUAAGUGGGCAGGGUACAGUAUCAUUGGAGCUUCUGGAACAGGCUCCCCAAAUUGACACAAUAAUCGUUCCAAUUAGCGGUGGGGGUCUAAUAUCGGGGGUGGCUUUGGCUGCCAAGUCCAUCAAUCCAGCCAUUCGAGUUUUGGCUGCUGAACCGAGGGGAGCAGAUGAUGCUGCAAAGUCGAAAGCUGCUGGUAGGAUUAUAAAGCUGCCCGAAGUUAACACCAUUGCUGAUGGCCUUUGCGCUUUUCUUGGAGACCUCACCUGGCCUGUUGUCCGGGAUCUUGUCGAUGACAUCAUCACUGUUGACGAUAAAGAGAUAAUAGCAGCCAUGAGACUGUGCUAUGAGAUUCUCAAGAUUUCGGUAGAGCCCAGUGGAGCAAUAGGCCUUGCAGCUGUUCUCUCCGACGGUUUUAGGAACAACCCGGCAUGGAACAACUGCAACAAUGUGGGGAUUGUGAUCUCUGGGGGGAAUUUAGAUCUCAGUGUGCUUUGGGAUUCCCUCAACAACUUGUAAAUAAGUAGAAAUUCUUAUGCAUUGUCUGAGAGGUUCACAUUUGCAGUGUGAGGCUCCACAUUCAGCACUUCUUGUGGUGCAACUGUCAUCAUGUGCAGGAUUGUAUUUGGAAACUUGAUGUAAUCCAUUCAACACCGGCAAUUAGGGUUCUGGACUUCUGGCGAUCGGUGACUGUCGAAAGGUCGCCUUUGUUAUUGAAGAAGGCAAUUAGGGUUCUGGUGAUCGGUGACUGUCGAAAGGUCACCUUUGUUAUUGAAGAAGGCAAUUAGGGUUCUGGUGAUCGGUGACUGUUGAAAGGUCGCCUUUGUCAUUGAAGAAGGCGACCAGUGAAUGGUUGUCAAUUGCCAUUGAAGAAGGCGAUCAGUCAUCAUUCGACAGUUGCUGGUGCCACUUUCGAUUACCGAAAUUCUAAUUACCGGUGGAUAACUAACUAUUGGAUUCAAAUGCACAAAAAUGAUAAAUUAUGUGUUUAAUUGCAACUUUUUAGGGUUCAUGAAUUUAACUACUUUUUUGUAUAACA